AUGACGGGAUACGGCGAACUCAUUCUACUAGGGUACAAUGGCAGCCAAGAUAGCAAGGCAACUGUGCCAUUGAAACGGCAUCGCACUAAAAUGGCGUUAAUGCGGAGGAAGGCUGGUAACGGCAUCAAGAAGGGUUCCAUAUCGCAAGUGAAUGUUGCUGCCAAAGAUGCGCCGGCAGUUCAAGACAAAACUCGUCACGUGGUCUCGUAUUCCUACAGCAAAAACCAAACGGUUCUCGUUGAAUAUGUGGCAGACCCAUUCAAGGAUAUGUUUCAGAUUGGACGCUCUUCUGAAGAACAAAUUGACUUCACGAUUGUAGACACAUGGCUUGCGUCCGGCUCACAACUCGCUUCUUCUUCAGGAGGUUCUGGCCCGGUCAGAGCACGAGCAGGAAGUGAUCCACACAAGAUGAUAUCAUCAACAAUCAGUCGAUAUGCAUGUAGAAUAAUCAUUGAUCGGGAGAACUAUGACAAAGCGUUUCUCUACGCUGCGGGAUUUGACUCAGUGAAGAAUAUUUUCCUCGGGGAGAAGGCGACGAAAUGGAUGAAAAAGAAUGGAGAAAUGGACGGGUUAACUACAAACGGGAUAUUGAUUUUACAUCCUAAUAGGAACACGGAGGAGUUAUCGGAUGAAGAUGUGCCUCCAAUGUAUGUUUGGCGUGAGGUCUCUGUGGAUGGUGAUAUUUACACUCUACGCGAGACACGAAGUAGUAACGCUAGAGGUGCAUUGGUCCCCGAAGAGACCAACAUGUUGCAGGACGGUUCUCUGAUUGAUCUUUGUGGAGCCACUCUCUUAUGGAGGACUGCUGAUGGCUUGAGAAAAUCACCGACUGCGCAAGAGUUAGAAAUGGCCUUGGACAGAUUGAACGCAGGGAAACCGCAAUGCCCAGUGAAUCUCAACACUUUGAUAAUUCCAAAAAAGAAGAGUUCGAAAGGUGGUGGUAGCCGGCAACCAUAUGUGUAUUUACGUUGUGGUCACGUGCAGGGUAAGCACGAGUGGGGUCACCAUGCUACAUCCACUGGGCAGCAGUCCUACAAGUGUCCUAUAUGUUUGGCUGAGAGCGAACGAGUUAUUCAGUUGACAAUGGGAAUGGAGUCGUCAUUCCAUUUGGACUCUGGCAAUCUCGAUCACGCAUUUAAUCCUUGUGGGCACGUAGCUAGCCUCAAUACUGUCAGAUUCUGGUCAAGAAUCCCGCUUCCACAUGGAACGAACAGCUUCCAUCCUGUCUGUCCGUUCUGCACGACACUUCUGGCGACAG
This is a messenger RNA of Ostertagia ostertagi, 1258 nucleotides long. The record is from the annotation of a GenBank genome assembly. NCBI's taxonomy places the organism in Eukaryota, Metazoa, Nematoda, Chromadorea, Rhabditida, Trichostrongylidae.